AUGUCGGUUUUGGUUAUUGGGGUAGGGAUUCUUCUGGUUUUUCACCACGAUCAAACCAUUGCCUUCGCCUCCUACUAUGGCAAUCACAUGGUGCUGCAGAAGUCUCCGGAGAGAGCCAUUCUGUGGGGUUACGGCAGGCCUGAAGGUGCCCAGGUCACAGUCUACUUGUCAGGACCGAUGAAAUACAACAGCUCACCAGUCACUGUGCAGAAUGGCAUCUGGCGAGUCACCCUGGACCCCAUCGAGGCCGGCGGUCCCUACAACGUGACUGCAACACUUCAGAACAGUUCGGCUACUCUGAUGGAUGUGCUGUUUGGCGACGUUUGGCUUUGUAGUGGCCAGAGCAACAUGUACUUUGAAAUGUCUAAGAUUUUCAAUGCAUCCAAGGAACUCGCUCUUGCGUCCAAGUACCCUCACGUGAGACCUUUUAUGGUUGCUUUGAAGAUGAGUGACACAGAGUUGACUGAUCUGAUUGGAGUAACGCUCCCAUGGUUUGUGCCUGAAGCAAGUGGUCUGUCGCAGUUCUCUGCAGUGUGUUGGCUCUUUGGACGCUACAUGUACAAGCACCUGAACUACUCGAUAGGACUGGUGGAGACCAGUUGGGGGAACACGCCCGUCGAAGCCUGGUCAUCUUUACGUGCGCUUCAGAAAUGUGGACUGGACCAAAAUGAAAAGUAUAGCAGCUCACGGACUGACAACUCUGUCCUGUGGAAUGCGAUGAUCCACCCACUGCUUAACAUGACAAUCAAAGGAGCCCUCUGGUACCAAGGUGAAAGAAAUUCAAAUUAUCAUCAAAACGAAUACAACUGUUCGUUCCCUGCCAUGAUUGAUGACUGGAGGAUGGCAUUUCACCUGGGCUCAGGUGGGCAGACUGCCAUGGACUUUCCCUUUGGAUUUGUACAGCUGUCCACCGACAAAAAAGGCUCCACGGAUGACGGCUUUCCAAACAUCCGCUGGCACCAGACGGCUGACAAAGGCUUUGUCCCAAACUCUCGUCUGCAAAGGACCUUCAUGGCUGUGGCUUUGGAUUGCCGGAUGAAACUUCACCGUAUGAGAAUCCACCCUCGUGAUAAGCAAGACGUAGCAUACAGACUGACACUCGGCGCACGAGCGGUGGCCUACAAUGAAAAGGAUGUGGUCUUCCUGGACCUUUCCCUAAAAAAAUACUGUCCACUCCGAUGUAUGUCAACAUUACCUACGACCAGGCAGUCGCUGUCAAGUCAUCAAAAGACAUCUUUGAGAUUUGCUGCUCACAGUCACACGGCCCAUGUGGGCCCAAGUCCCAGUGGGUUCCGGCUCCCAUCGUCCAAUGGGCUUCCACCAGCAUCCAGAUAGCAGCCAAUGUCUGCAAUGUAGCAGCGCUACGAUAUGCGUGGAAAGACCAGCCAUGUGAUUUCAAAGCAUGUCCCGUUUACGGCGCAAUAACCGCAUUACCUGCACCCCCGUUCAUUUUCGAUUGCUAUCAAGUUAAUACCUCUGGCACAGUGGUUCUUAACCUGGGUUCGAUCGAACCCUAGAGGUUCGGUGAGUCGAUCUCAGGAGUUCGGCAGAGCCUCCACUGC
Messenger RNA from Syngnathus acus (greater pipefish), 1562 nucleotides. RefSeq names its product sialate O-acetylesterase-like. Gene Ontology annotation, molecular function: sialate O-acetylesterase activity. NCBI's taxonomy places the organism in Eukaryota, Metazoa, Chordata, Actinopteri, Syngnathiformes, Syngnathidae. The record is from RefSeq and is a predicted model, not a curated record. Bases 1 to 1335 code for a protein of 444 amino acids. Gene Ontology annotation, biological process: carbohydrate metabolic process. The transcript has 10 exons.